Messenger RNA from Nicotiana tabacum (common tobacco), 582 nucleotides. The record is from RefSeq and is a predicted model, not a curated record. NCBI's taxonomy places the organism in Eukaryota, Viridiplantae, Streptophyta, Magnoliopsida, Solanales, Solanaceae.
AUGUCACCUUCCUCUGCUAGUACUGAAUCUGCUAUAAACACAACCCAUCCUGGGUCUUCUUCUACUUUUCUUACAUCUCCAUUAUUCUCAACAAAGAAGGUGAAUCUUCAGCUCAAUGAAGAUAACUACCUGUUAUGGAAACAACAAGUUUCACUCACAACUAGGAGUCAUAAUCUCCACUACCUUCUGGAUGACUCUAUUGCUGCUCCUUCAGCCACCAUUGUUGAAGAAGGCAAAGAGAUCCCAAAUCCUGAGUCCCUUACCCCAUGGGCAACAAGAUAUCGCCCUUACAUCUUGGCUACUCGCCUCAGUCAGUCCAAGUCUCCUUUCUUCCCUUGUUGUAUGCUCAAGGGUCAACGUAAAGGCAAUAAAAGUAUGCAUGAAUAUCUCACUGGUAUCAAAUCUGUUUGCGACUCAUUGGCAAGUUGUGGUGAACGAGUAUCUGAUUCGAUUCACCUAGCUACCAUUCUUGCUGGGCUUACUCCUGAGUACGAGCCAGUGAUUGAUGUAAUCACUGCUAGUCAAUAUCUUUUUACUAUUCAGCAGAUGAAUAGUGUUCUACUUGAUGCAGAGGCUCGAUAA